Molecule: messenger RNA, 1047 nt
Organism: Episyrphus balteatus (marmalade hoverfly)
Lineage: Eukaryota; Metazoa; Arthropoda; Insecta; Diptera; Syrphidae
Product: phospholipase A1 VesT1.02-like
Exons: 3
Coding region: 1-1047 (348 amino acids)
Biological process (GO): lipid metabolic process
Molecular function (GO): lipase activity
Source: RefSeq, a predicted model, not a curated record
AUGAAAUCAUUAGCAGCUCUGCUAUUUUUAAGUGUAACUUUUGUUUUUGCACUACCGAUUGAAGAAAGUAACAAAGUAUCGGAGAAUGGUUAUUUUGUUCCACAACUCGAUUGGUCCUUGAAAUGGAUGUCCGCAGAGGAAGUUAAAAAGGAGGAACGUAAAGGAGAAACGAAGGCGAGAAAUUGGUUCAAUGAUAGACCAGUGGAUUUUCACUUGUACACUCGGAAGAAUCCUAAAAAGUCUCAGAAAAUAUCUCCCACCGAUCUAAAAGGUUUGAAAAAAUCGAAUUUCAAUAGUGACAAUCCCACAAGAAUCAUCAUUCAUGGCUGGCAAAACAGCUACAAAUCGGAACUUAAUGUUGUAAUCCGUGAAGCUUCAUUAGAAGUCAUGGACUGCAACGUGAUCUCUGUGGACUGGAGUCGAAUGUUAAAUUAUCUCACCGCAAACUAUAUUGGCGCCAAAGCACAGGUUCCCAAAGUUGGUGUCAAAGUUGCCAAAUUAAUUGAUUUCUUAGUCGACGAAGGCAACAUGUCGUUGGAUGAUCUUCAUGUCAUUGGUCACAGUUUAGGUGCUCAUGUGUCAGGGGUAGCUGGCAAAAAUGUGGGUAACGGAGAAGUUCAUACAAUUAUAGCCCUAGAUCCGGCAGGACCAAUGUAUGGAGAUACUAAGCCCUCAGAUCGUCUGACCGAAGAUGACGCUCGAUAUGUUGAAGUAAUUCACACUAAUGGCGGUAUGUUGGGUUAUCUGGAACCAAUUGGUAAUGCUGAUUUCUAUGCAAAUGGAGGCAAAUCACAGCCAGGAUGUCCUUUUGAUCUUGUUGGAUUAUGUUCCCAUUUGAGGGCGUUUUGGUAUUAUGCUGAAUCAAUUAGGGAAAACAGCUUUAGGAGCAAAAAGUGUCCAGGUUUUGAAUAUGCCAUUUCGAACGAAUGUCAUGAUGAAAUUGAUGAAGUCCGAUUGGGAGGUGCAAACAAUUAUGAAUUAGCUAGUGGAGAAUAUUUAACGCCAGUGAAUGAUGUACCACCUUAUGGAAAGUCAUGGAUUAAAUAA